Meloidogyne enterolobii is the source of this 775-nucleotide messenger RNA. The record is from the annotation of a GenBank genome assembly. Lineage: Eukaryota; Metazoa; Nematoda; Chromadorea; Rhabditida; Meloidogynidae.
UUUCUUUGAUUAAAAACAUUUUUGCGGAUUUAUUUUUUUGUUGGGCAUUUAUUUUUUAUUUACUCCUCAGACUUUUUGUGAUAUUUUUUUACAUUUAACUUCAACUUUAAAAGAAUUUUUGUUUAGAUAUUCAAUUGAUCUUAACGUUAUUGGUCAAAAAGGAAAUGUUUAUACAUCAAAUAGUACCAAAGAAAGAGCAACAUUUUCAAUUGAUGAAAUGAUGGUUUUAAUGCAAAAAGCAAUUGAUUUUACUGGAACAUCAAUGCAAUCUUUUACUUUUCUUUAUCGUUGUAAACCAAGAAUUUAUUGGGAUUAUGUUUAUGAAAUGGGGCAAGUAUUAAAUCCUUAUUUGAAGGAUAGUAAUGGGCAGGCAGCUUGUCCUUUAAAUCAAAAUAUUGAAGGACUUUUCUUUUCUGCUAAAACUAAUCCUGAUGGUUCUUUGCCUAAUUCUUCACCAUUUGGAGAUGUUAGAAUGGUUUUGCCCGCACAUAAUUUACUUGAUCCUCAACGUGUAAAUUUAUAUUUUGCUGAUUUUUAUUGUAAUCGAGUUCCUCAUUAUGUUACUGUUGUUGUUGCAUUUAAAGAUUCUGAAGUUGAUAAAUUUUCUAAGGAUAAACUUCUUCCAUUAGACCCAUUUGACAAUCAGUUUUUGCUUCUUCAACAUACUUCAAAUUCUCAAUCUCCAUUAAAUUUUUUUGUAAACAAAAAGGUUUGGGUUGAAAUAUAUUAUACUGAAACUGUUCCUAUGAGAUGGUUUGUUUUUUUUAGUUUUUAG